CUGUCCUUCUUGCUUCCUGCCCCAGGCCCCGAGCUGAGGACGGAGAGCCCGGAGGACAAAUCCCCCCGUGAGACCCUGGUGGGAGAGGCCAUUUUGAAGGGCUUCCCGGCGCAGGAAGGCAGCGGGGAGGAAAAGGGCCGGAGAUCCCCCCGCAGGAGGGGCUCCAAAGCCAUCCCAGGGUGCUCUGAGGAGGAAAGAGCCAGCCUGUGCCGGGAAGGCGGCUGGAGCUUGAGGCGGAGCCUUGACCUGGUGGUCCCUGAGCAGCCUCCCAGCAGGGAGAAGCCCUUCAGGUGCUUGGAAUGUGGGAAGAGCUUCAGGCAGAGCACCCACCUCCUCACCCACCAGCACAUCCACACUGGGGAACGGCCCUACCCUUGUGGGGAAUGUGGGAAGAGCUUCAGGCAAAGCUCCAAGCUUAUCCAACACCAGCGCAUCCACAGUGGGGAAUGGCCCUACACAUGUAGAGAAUGUGGGAAGGGCUUCAGUGACAGGUUCACUCAACACACCCACCAGCGCAUCCACAGUGGGGAACGUCCCUACAGGUGUGGGGAAUGUGGGAAGAGCUUCAACUGCAGCUCCAACCUCCUCACCCACCAGCGCAUCCACACUGGAGAACGUCCCUACACGUGUGGGGAAUGUGGGAAGAGUUUCAGGCACAGCUCCACCCUCCACUCCCACAAGCACAUCCACACUGGGGAACUACCCUACACGUGUGGGGAAUGUGGGAAGAGCUUCAGGAACAGCUCACACCUCCGUAUCCACCAGCACAUCCACACUGGGGAGCGGCCUUACACGUGUGGGGAAUGUGGAAAGAGCUUCAGUGACAGUUCCAAUCUUCACGCCCACCAACGCAUUCACACCGGAGAACAGCCUUACACUUGUGGGAAAUGUGGGAAGAGGUUUCAGACCGCUCAGGCAUGA
Molecule: messenger RNA, 921 nt
Organism: Pseudopipra pipra
Lineage: Eukaryota; Metazoa; Chordata; Aves; Passeriformes; Pipridae
Product: zinc finger protein 239-like
Exons: 1
Biological process (GO): regulation of transcription by RNA polymerase II
Cellular component (GO): chromatin; PcG protein complex; transcription regulator complex
Molecular function (GO): DNA-binding transcription factor activity, RNA polymerase II-specific; RNA polymerase II cis-regulatory region sequence-specific DNA binding
Source: RefSeq, a predicted model, not a curated record